Messenger RNA from Rotaria sordida, 1392 nucleotides. The record is from the annotation of a GenBank genome assembly. NCBI's taxonomy places the organism in Eukaryota, Metazoa, Rotifera, Eurotatoria, Philodinida, Philodinidae.
AUGACAGAAUCUCCACUCAAUAUUCCUGUUUAUGAAGGUUCUAUGGUAUCACUUCGUAGUUCAGUUCCAUCCAUUGCUCGAUUACGUCAAGUGACAGAUUUAGCAAAGCGAAAAAUUGAACCAGAACCAAAAUGGAAAAAUGGUCAACUUGAAUCAAAAUAUCAAUGUCUAGCAUGUAAUAGUUAUUUAAAAUUUCCUAUUCAAUUUGAAGAUUGUGGUCAUCAUGUAUGUUCAAAUUGUUUACCGGAUAUUAUGCGUAUUGCUCCACGUUGUCCAAGUUGUCAACAACCAAUAUCACGUGAUAAGAUUGUUAAUGAUAAAAUAUUACAAAAAGAAAUUCAAAAUCUCAAUGUUUAUUGUUCAAAUCAAGAUAAAGGUUGUGAUUGGAAAGGAAUAUUAAAAGACUUCCCAGUUCAUAUAGAAAAAUGUGGAUUUCUAUCAUUCGAAUGUGUAAAUGGAUGUGGAGGAAGAUUUGAAAAACGUUUUCUAACUAAACAUCAAACUGAAGAUUGUCCAAAAAGAAAAGUUAUUUGUGAAUUUUGUAAAACAAAUAUUAUAUUCGAAGAUGAAAUUCCUCAUUUAAAUAUUUGUACUGAAUUUAAAAUUCCUUGUCCAAAUAAAUGUUCAAAUCAAGAAUUUAAACGUGGUCAAAUACAAAAUCAUUUAGAAAAUGAAUGUCCAAAACAAGCAUUAUCUUGUCCAUUUACUGAAUGUGGAUGUGAAUAUCGUGGUCAACGAUUAGAUAUUACUAAACAUAUAAAAGAAUCACCAGGUCUUCAUUUAAAUAUAGCUGGAAAAACAAUUUCAAUACAAAAAAAAUUAUUACAAACAUUUGAAGAAUGUAUGAAUGAACAAAAAAAAUGGAUUGAAUUAUUAGCAAAAAAAGUUAAUGCUUUAGAAAAAACUUAUGGAGCUCAAUAUAUAUGGAAAAUUGAUCAUUAUCAGGAACGAUUACAAGAUGCACGUUCAAAUAAGAAAACAACUUUAUUCAGUCCACCAUUUUUAACUAGUCGACAUGGUUAUCGACUAGCACUUGCAAUCUGUUUAGAUGGUGAUGGAAAAGCAAAAGGAAAAUAUAUUUCAUUAUUUAUAUGUAUUUGUCGUGGUGAUUAUGAUGCAUUAUUAUCUUGGCCAUUUUCACAUCAUGUUACAUUUACAUUACUUGAUCAAUGUGAAGAUAUUGAUAAUCGUCGUCCUAUAAUAUAUAGUGUUAAACCAAAUGCAUGUAAAGAAAAUAAACCAUUUUUAGGUCGUCCUGUAACAGAAAGAAAUGCAAGUUUUGGUGCACAAAAAUUUACAGAUGUAGAAACAAUGACAUCAUUUGAAUAUAUUAAAGAUGAUACAAUAUUUAUUAAAGUUGAAAUUGAUAAUGAAGAAAUGAUUAUUAUAUAA